UGAUAAACUACUGCCGGACCCGACCCAAGACCCCGACAGAACCCCUCGUCGCCUGUAUUCGACGAUUGCCCCGUGUUGUAUACAUCCAUAAUCCAUACCGUUCUUUGUUCUUGAUACCUUUUCUUUACAGAGAUCAGUGAAACAUUGCCGACCCACUGACGAUCAUUCCGAAUCGACGAGCUCGCGCGCAGAUAUGAUGAAGACCAGCCUUUUACGGCAGGCCGCCGCGACCCGCGUAGCCCUCGCCGUCCGUCCGGCUCAGGCUUCAUUCAGGGCCUCUUCGGCCGUCCUCGCUCUCGCGCGAAGCUCACGACCGUCCCCGGCCCUCCCUCGUCCCGCCAGUUCUCUACUCCGGUUCUAUUCGGCCGAGUCCGCAGCCCCUCAGACCUCCUCCGAUAAUGGCUCGUCAAACCUCGUCACUCGCUUCGAAGACCUGCGCAGGCUCGGCGUUCAUGAGCAUCUCGUUAACUCCCUCACCAAGGGCUUGGGCUACGAAACCAUGACCGAUGUCCAAAGCAUGACCAUCAGUCCCGCGCUUGCCGGGAAAGACGUUGUUGCCCAGGCAAAAACCGGUACCGGCAAGACCUUGGCCUUCCUCGUCCCCGUCAUCCAGAGGCUCAUCGCUAGCCAACCGGAGCUCGCAUCCCCCCGCGCUGGCGGCCGCGCCAGGUCCGACGACAUUCGCGCCAUCGUUCUCUCGCCUACCCGUGAGCUUGCCGAGCAGAUCGGCGUCGAGGCGAAGAAGCUCUGCAGAGGCACCGGCGUCGUGAUCCAAACCGCCGUCGGCGGAACUCAAAAGAACGCAAUGCUGCGCAAGACGCGUAUCGAGGGCUGCCACUUGCUGGUCGCCACCCCCGGCCGCCUGCACGACCUCCUUUCGGACCGAUCCACCGGGAUUGACGCUCCCAACCUCGCCGCCCUGGUGCUGGACGAAGCCGACCGGAUGCUGGACGUCGGCUUCAAGGCGGAGCUCGAAAGCAUCCUCGACUACUUGCCCCAUCCCGUGGACGUGCCCCGCCAGACCCUGCUCUACUCGGCCACCAUUCCCAAGAACGUGGUCAACAUUGCCCGAAAGUUCAUCAACCCGACCAACUUCGAGUUUGUCCAGACGGUGAGAGCAGACGAAGUCCCGACGCACGAGAGGGUACCGCAGUUCAUCGUCCCUUGCCGCGGCUUCGAGAACCUGCCUCCCACCCUCCUGGAACUGGUACGCCGCGAGCUCCGCAAGACCUUGGACGACUCGGACAAGCUCCCGUUCAAGGCCAUCGUCUUCCUCCCCACGACGUCGUCCGUCCAGGCCUACGCAACCAUCUUCCGCCGCCUCAAAUUCCAUGACCGCCUGAUGCCGAGGAUCUUUGACAUUCAUUCCAAGCUGUCCCAGGCGGCGCGGACGCGGUCCGCCGAUAAUUUCAGGCAGGCCAAGAGCGCCAUUCUCUUCUCCUCGGAUGUCUCGGCCAGAGGCAUGGAUUUCCCCAACGUGACCCACGUCAUCCAGGUGCACCUCCCGCAAGAUCGCGACCUGUAUAUCCAUCGUAUCGGCCGUACCGGCCGUGCGGGCAAGCAGGGCGAGGCCUACCUCCUGACCGCAGACGUCGAGAUCCCCGCCGCCAGGAGCCGGCUUCCGGGUCUGCCGAUCAAGCGCUGCACCGACCUCGAGUGUGCCUCGAUGGACGUGGCUCGGGCGGCCGACGUUCCUCAGGUGAUUGAGGACAUCAAGAACGCUGCGGUAAAGAUCCCCUAUGAAGUCGUGAAGGACACGUAUGCCUCGCUUCUCGGAAACGCCAUCAAGGACGUCGACAAGCAGGACGUCGUCUACGAACUCAACAACAUGGUCAAGUACAUUUUCGGCUUGGACCAGCCCCCGGCCCUCUCGACCAAGUUUGUCAAUCAUUUUGGGCGCCACAUCAAGGGCUUGCGGACCGUCACGGCCAGGGAUAUCGAACCCAGGAGGGAAUAUGGCAAUCGGGGCGGCAGCUACUCGGGCCAUGGCGCCCGGUCCGAAGGGUUUGAGAAGUUGGAGCGUCUUGCCGCCAACGAGAAUGGCGGCAGUCGUGGUCGGGCUCGGGCCCCUCGCCCUGCCUUCUAACUUCCUGCCAAGGUCGGGUGGUUCGCGGCGAGUUAAGGGGGGGACACUUGGCGUCCUCGCCC
Molecule: messenger RNA, 2148 nt
Organism: Thermothelomyces thermophilus ATCC 42464
Lineage: Eukaryota; Fungi; Ascomycota; Sordariomycetes; Sordariales; Chaetomiaceae
Exons: 2
Coding region: 194-2086 (630 amino acids)
Cellular component (GO): mitochondrion
Molecular function (GO): ATP binding; nucleic acid binding
Source: RefSeq, a predicted model, not a curated record